GAGGGAAGAUGGCGGACGAGGAGAAGCUGCCUCUCGGUUGGGAGAAGCGCAUGAGCCGCAGCUCAGGCAGGGUAUACUACUUCAAUCACAUCACUAACGCCAGCCAAUGGGAACGGCCAAGCUGCAACAACAGUGGGAGCGGCAAAAAUGGACAGGGGGAACCCACCAGGGUCCGCUGCUCACACCUGCUGGUCAAGCACAGCCAGUCACGGCGGCCUUCGUCUUGGAGGCAAGAGAAGAUUACCCGGACCAAGGAAGAGGCCCUGGAGCUGAUCAACAGCUACAUCCAGAAGAUCAAAUCAGGAGAGGAGGACUUUGAAUCUCUGGCUUCACAGUUCAGUGACUGCAGCUCGGCCAAGGCCAGGGGAGACCUGGGUGCCUUCAGCAGAGGUGCGCGGAUAACGGGCACCACCAAGCCCUGGGGGACCUCUGGCCCACCAGCCUUAGAGGAUGGGCGGGAAGGCCCCUGCCGCACAGGCCUUCAGAGUCCACCAGGUGGCAGCACAGUCCCUCAGGCUUCAGAGGCUGCCUUGCUGGUGGAGGAGGGCAGGGGUGACUGCAGAGCCUUCUUGGGUUGGGGAGUCAUUCUGUAUUUCUUUGCACAUUUUUCCCAAUCACAGGCCCACCAGGCUACAGUUUGCCUCUCCUCCCGUUGGGAGGUAUAAGGCAGGGGCCCCUGAGAGCCCCAGGGUAGUCUUCCAUAAUCCUCUGCUCUACCCUUACUGGUGGGGUGAGGGGAGGAUGGGUUGGAUCAGCAGCCCCAAGUUUAGGGCUGUCUGGCUAGGGCAGUGGGAAGAGAAGACCAGAGGAGACCAGGUCACCACCACCUCCUCCUCUUUCCCUCCUUCCCCUCCAUCCCCAAGAUGCCCAGGAUGGGGUGAGAGGUAUGGGGUAACCAACAAGGAGCUGCCACUCACCCCAGGAGGCAGAUGGGGCAGACAGGACAGAUGUGGCAGGGGCCGGGAACUAGGCUCAGGGAGAAUUCAUCACUGAAAUGCAUCUCUAAGCACGCAGCAGCAACAGUAGCUCUGCCUGACAUCCCUCAUGCUGUCCUCAGGCUUCCUGGGGCCUCUUUAAUGGCCUUCCCACCUCCAGCUG
This is a messenger RNA of Miniopterus natalensis, 1098 nucleotides long. It is a transcript of the gene PIN1, whose product is annotated as peptidylprolyl cis/trans isomerase, NIMA-interacting 1. Lineage: Eukaryota; Metazoa; Chordata; Mammalia; Chiroptera; Miniopteridae. Gene Ontology annotation, molecular function: peptidyl-prolyl cis-trans isomerase activity; protein binding. Gene Ontology annotation, cellular component: cytosol; nucleus. The record is from RefSeq and is a predicted model, not a curated record.